ACCAUCAACUCAGCAUUCAUGAUCAACCCCGACGCCAAUGAUGGCUGCGCCUACGCAUACGACAGUGUUGUGCGGAACCGUGAAGAGCGCCGACACAUGGAUGCGGGUGACUGCGAGUGCUGUCGUGCAUACUAUGAAAAUGUCGGCCCGAUGCCGCGCAGGUUGCAGCAGCCACUCUGGCGCUCACCCUCGACAACCCCUCGCAAGGAACAGAGACAGCAGGAACAGCACGGACUCGGAGCAGCGUCCUCGUCGCACCGGAAACAUCGCAACUCCUUCCGCAACCCCUCAGAGGACGACGAAGCCGAGAACAAGCGGGACGAAAUAGAGGCACACAAAAAGGCGAUCUCAAAACACCGGUACCACUGGCCGCGCGCCAAGACACCACCAGGCUACUGGGAUAUUGGAUUUCCGAGCACGCCGGAGGUGGACGCGAUUAAUGCUCGCGCGAGCGCGAUGCACAGGGACAAGAGGCGUGCCGUUGAGAGGGAGGCUUCGUAA
This is a messenger RNA of Coniophora puteana RWD-64-598 SS2, 501 nucleotides long. RefSeq lists its product as uncharacterized. NCBI's taxonomy places the organism in Eukaryota, Fungi, Basidiomycota, Agaricomycetes, Boletales, Coniophoraceae. Gene Ontology annotation, biological process: DNA double-strand break processing involved in repair via single-strand annealing; double-strand break repair via homologous recombination. The transcript is spliced from 2 exons. The record is from RefSeq and is a predicted model, not a curated record. The annotation marks the transcript as partial. Gene Ontology annotation, molecular function: single-stranded DNA binding; double-stranded DNA binding; double-strand/single-strand DNA junction binding. Gene Ontology annotation, cellular component: site of double-strand break.